AUGGCCAUUCCUUCUACGCGAAUGCAGGACCUAUAUCACGAAUGCGGGACCUAUAUCACGAAGCGUAGGCUAACCUUCCUAGUGCUUCGCGAAUGCGAGACCUCCUUCGCGACUGCAAAGCACAAAAGCUCACUUGUCACAAAGUCCCUUCGCGAGCAUGAGUCUCCUCUCGCGAACGCGUUGAAGGUGCCUGCAACAAAACACCCUGGUAGUGGUAGGGGUGGUGGUAGUGAUAGUAGUGAUAGUAGUAGUGGUAGUAGUGAUAGGAGUGGUGGUGGUAGUAGUGGUGGUAAUAGUGGUAAUAGUAGUGGUGGUGGUAGUUGGGGUAGUAGUGGCGGUGGUAGUAGUGGUGGUAAUAGUGGUAAUAGUAGUGGUGGUGGUAGUUGGGGUAGUAGUGGCGGUGGUGGCAGUAGUGGUGGUGGUGAUAGUGGUGGUGGUGUGGUAGUAGUGAUAAUAGUAGUGGUAGUUGGCAGUGGUAGUAAUGGUAGUAGUAGUGAUAGUGGUAAUGGUAGUGGUAAUGAUAGUGAUAGUAAUAGUGGUGGUGGUAAUGAUAGUGGUGGCGAUGGUAGUGGUGGUGGUGAUGUGAUAGUGGUAGUAGCGGUAGACAUAAGUGGUAGUGGUGGUAGUCGUAGUAGUGGUAGUAGUAGUAGUGGUGACAGUAGUAGUAGUUGUGGUGGUGAUAGUAGUAGUGGUGGUGGUAGUGGUGAUAGUGGUAGUAGCGGUGGUGGUAGUAGUAGUGAUGGUAGUAGUAGUGAUAGUG
Messenger RNA from Nicotiana tabacum (common tobacco), 760 nucleotides. NCBI's taxonomy places the organism in Eukaryota, Viridiplantae, Streptophyta, Magnoliopsida, Solanales, Solanaceae. The record is from RefSeq and is a predicted model, not a curated record.